AUGCUGUUGUUACUAUAUGUGGACAUGUUUUCUGCCAUCAAAGCUACCUUAAGGAGCUGUGUACAUGAUGAUGGUGGUGAUGAUGAUGAUGAUGAUAAUAGAAUUGAUGAUGAGAGUUGUUUGGUUUUUGAGAAUGAUUAUGCUUCUUCCAAGAUCAAAGCGACUCUGGAGAUCAUUCAGACUCAUUGCAGUUUAUCAAAUGAUUUGCAGCAGCCGAUAAAAGCGAUUGUAUUCUCUCAGUGGACAAGAAUGUUGGAUUUGGUGGAAGCAUCGCUGAGUCAGCAUUGUAUAGAAUACAGGAGGCUUGAUGGAUCAAUGUCUCUAGUGUCAAGGGAUAUGGCAGUUAAAGAGUUCAACACUGAUCCUGAGGUGAUUGUGAUGCUGAUGUCAUUGAAAGCCGGGAAUGUUGGGCUAAACAUGGUUGCAGCAUCUCAUGUGAUUCUUUUGGAUCUUUGGUGGAAUCCGGCUACUGAAGAUCAAGCUAUUGAUCGAGCUCAUAGAAUUGGUCAAACUCGUCCUGUUACUGUUUCAAGAUUGACUAUUAAGGAUACAGUUGAGGACAGGAUUCUUGCACUCCAGGAAGAAAAGAGGAAAAUGAUUUCUUCAGCUUUUGGUGAGGAUCAAAGUGGAAGCUCAGGGCCUCGACUAACUGCACAAGAUCUUAAAUAUCUGUUUAUGGGUUCUCAUUAACUUUCUAAUUAUCUAGUUAUCUAAUAUCUACCUCCUGUCAGUGGCUGUUUAUUUUGGCCAUAAGGGAGGAGGGAGUCAUUCCCUCCGAACCCACUGCCACAUCACUUUUUCUCUUUUGUUUUUCUUCAUAUUUCCGAACCCACAACAAACGGAAAUCAUAUCUUUUUGAACCCACUCAACCCACUCAAUUAAAAAAAAAUACAAAACAAUCAAAUGUAAAAUCUUAAUUAGCAAUAGAGUUAUCGGCGGUACCACCCCCCUCCCGCUUCAACGAGUGGGUUGAUUGAUUUUACUAACCCACUUCAUCAUCUCUCUACUUUCUCUUUCUUAUUUUCUCUUGUACCAUGUGUUUUAAAACUUGUACCUUAGUUGUUUUGUAUUAUUUUUAAUUGAGUGGGUUCAAAAAGAUAGGAUUUCCGGUGUGUUGUGGGUUCGGAAAGAUGAAGAAAAAUAAAAGAGAAAAAGUGAUGUGCCAGUGGGUUCGGUGGGUUGGGAGGGAACGAUUCUCUCCUCCCUAACAUAAUGGCAUUUUGUUUAGAAUGUAGCCAGCCCUGUAAUUGUAAAUACUCCUGUAU
This is a messenger RNA of Lactuca virosa, 1265 nucleotides long. Lineage: Eukaryota; Viridiplantae; Streptophyta; Magnoliopsida; Asterales; Asteraceae. The record is from the annotation of a GenBank genome assembly.